UAAAAGCUGAACUGCAGAGACAAUGCUGUCCCCCACCCCCAUCUCUCUCCUCUGUGCUCUUCUCCUUUGCCUACCCCUUGCCAUCGUCUUCACCAUUACCACCUCUCCUACCACCACCACCGUCACAUCCGAGAGCACCACCACCUCCAUUCCUAGUUCCAUGACCCUCUGUACUUCUACCACAAAUAGAACUAGUUCACAAUCAGUAGCCUCCUUUCAACCCUUGAUCAAAACCAUGCAAAAACCCAUGAAAAAGAACAAAACCACCACCACCUCACCACCACAAACACCACGACCCCCCUUUCAAGAAGAAGAUGAUAACUCACUGUUCCAACUCGCCGGCCGAGUCAACCCAAACCCAAAAUCCAUCAAUUCACCCAAGAAACUCGCCUUCAUGUUCCUCACCACCUCACCCCUCCCGCUUGCACCACUCUGGGAACUCUACUUCAACACCACCCCCAAAAACCUCUACAACAUCUACAUUCACGCCGACCCGAGUUUCAACUACACUCAGCCGUUUCAAGGCGUGUUCACUGGCCGAGUCGUUUCCUCCAAACCAACUUCCCGAUUCAGCCCGACCCUCAUCUCGGCGGCCCGUCGAUUACUCGCCCACGCGCUUCUCCACGACUCUUCUAAUUACAUGUUUGCCCUUCUGUCCCCAUCGUGUAUUCCAUUGCACUCUUUCAAUUUCACGUACAGAACUUUGACCAAGUCGAAGAAAAGCUUUAUCGAAAUUCUCAACCAUGAGGGCGGCGCGUUCGAUAGGUGGGCGGCGCGUGGACUUCAGGCUAUGCUGCCGGAGGUGCAGUUUAAGGAAUUUCGAAUUGGGUCCCAGUUUUUUGUGCUAACCCGUCGUCACGCGAGGAUUGUUGUCCGUGACAGAAGGCUUUGGUCUAAGUUCAAGCUACCUUGUUUAGAUCGCACCACGUGUUACCCUGAGGAGCAUUAUUUUCCUACUCUUUUGAGCAUGAUGGACCCGCGUGGAUGCGUGCCAGCUACACUAACACACGUAGACUGGAGGGGUCAACACGACGGCCAUCCCCGCACGUAUCAUACUGAUGAGGUGGGGCCCGAAUUAAUACGGACCCUUCGAAUGGACAUGCCAAGGUAUGGAGAUGAUGGAACCAACGGGUCUGAUUUGUCCGUGAUGAAACGGCGUGACCCUUUUUUGUUUGCGAGAAAGUUCUCUCCGGAUUCAAUUGGGCCGUUGAUGGAAAUAGCGAAUGACGUCAUCUUCAAAAAUUGAGAUGGCACUUUUGUAAAUUUGUUGAUGUUCAAAGGUAAAUGUAAUUGUUAUCUUUAUAAGGAAAAAGGCGGGACAAACCCGGGCUUUUUUGUUGCUUUACGGUAUGGUUGUGAGUUAACUCGG
Messenger RNA from Ilex paraguariensis (yerba mate), 1369 nucleotides. The record is from the annotation of a GenBank genome assembly. Lineage: Eukaryota; Viridiplantae; Streptophyta; Magnoliopsida; Aquifoliales; Aquifoliaceae.